Molecule: messenger RNA, 2863 nt
Organism: Diceros bicornis minor
Lineage: Eukaryota; Metazoa; Chordata; Mammalia; Perissodactyla; Rhinocerotidae
Gene: ABHD15
Product: abhydrolase domain containing 15
Exons: 2
Coding region: 36-1442 (468 amino acids)
Molecular function (GO): short-chain carboxylesterase activity; monoacylglycerol lipase activity
Source: RefSeq, a predicted model, not a curated record
CGCCCGCCUCCCGCCGGGGGCUCUCCUGCCUCGCCAUGCCGCCGUGGGACGCCGCCCUCGCCCUGCUCCUGGCCGCGCUCGCCCUGCUUGGCCUGCUCGUUCCGCGGCUGCGGCGCCCCAGGAGGCGCGCCGUCGGAGCGAGGACCCUGCCGGGGGCCCGGGGCCAGGACGACCAGGAAGAGGUGGACGGCAGGGGCCCCGCGGACCAGUUCAGCGACGGGCGUGAGCCGCUGCCCGGCGGGUGCAGGCUCAUCUGUAAGCCGUCGGCGCUGGCCCAGUGCCUGCUGCGCGCCUUGCGACGCUCGGCAGCGCUGGAGCCGGGCCCGCGCUCCUGGCUUUCCGGGCCCCACCUGCAGACCCUCUGCCACUUCGUGCUGCCCGUGGGGCCGGGGCCUGAGCUGGCCCGGGAGUACCUGCAGUUGGCGGACGACGGGCUGGUGGCCCUGGACUGGGUGGUGGGACCUUGCGCCCGGGGCCGCCGGGUGACAAACGCCGGGGGCCUUCCGGCGGUGCUGCUGGUGAUCCCCAAUGCGUGGGGGCGCCUCACCCGCAACGUGCUCGGCCUCUGCCUGCUCGCCCUGGAGCGCGGGUACUACCCGGUCAUCUUCCACCGCCGCGGCCACCACGGCUGCCCGCUGGUCAGCCCCCGGCUGCAGCCUUUCGGGGACCCGUCCGACCUCAAGGAGGCGGUCACUUACAUCCGCUUCCGACACCCAGCGGCCCCGCUCUUCGCGGUGAGCGAGGGCUCGGGCUCAGCGCUGCUGCUGUCCUACCUCGGCGAGUGCGGCUCCUCCAGCUACGUGACGGGUGCCGCCUGCAUCUCGCCGGUGCUGCGCUGCCGCGAGUGGUUUGAGGCCGGCCUGCCCUGGCCCUACGAGCGGGGCUUUCUGCUCCACCAGAAGAUCGCCGUUAGCAGGUACGCCACGGCCCUGGAGGACACAGUGGACACCCGCAAACUGUUCAGGAGCCGCUCUCUGCGAGAGUUUGAGGAGACCCUCUUCUGCCACACCAAGAGUUUUCCCAUCACCUGGGACACCUAUUGGGACCACAACGACCCCCUCCGGGAUGUAGAUGAAGCCGCCGUGCCUGUGCUGUGUAUCUGUAGUGCUGAUGACCCCGUGUGUGGGCCCCCAGACCACUUCCUGCCGACUGAACUCUUUCACAGCAACCCCUACUUCUUCCUCCUGCUCAGUCGCCACGGAGGCCACUGUGGCUUCCUGCGCCAAGAGCCCUUGCCAGCCUGGAGCCAUGAGGUCAUCUUGGAGUACUUCCGGGCCUUGACUGAGUUCUUCCGAACAGAAGAGAGGAUGAAAGGGCUGAGCAGGCGCCGAGCUUCGUUCCUAGGGGGCCGGCGACGCUGGGGAACCCUGCAGAAGCGGGAGAUCUCUCCCUCUUCCAAUCUGGAGGAGAUCUUUAGCUGGAAGCGAUCGUAUACAAGGUGAGACCUGGCCUGGGAACCCCUCAGUUCUGGAAGGAAGAACAGAGCUGGGGAUGGGAGAGUCCUGAAAGGUGAUGAGGGCCGAAUGGGGCAAGCAGCUCCAGCUCUUUGCCACUGAUUCAGCCCAUUCUCUCUUAAACUGGUCUGUGGAAAGACAUGGAACUUCCAGCAAGCUGGCGCUGACUUUACCCUGAGCAGAACUCCUGCUCAGACUCUGCUCAACACAUUCCUGCUCAUCCUGGUCAGCAGCUGGGCAUUCCCGGUCACUGUCUCCUGUCACCAACCGCAUAAGCCAAAGAAUAGCACCAUUUAAGCCCAUGGAGGGCCGGCCCCGUGGCUUAGCGGUUAAGUGCGGGCGCUCUGCUACUGGCGGCCCAGGUUCGGAUCCCGGGCGUGCACCGAGGCACCGCUUCUCCGGCCAUGCUGAGGCCGCGUCCCACAUACAGCAACUAGAAGGAUGUGCAACUAUGACAUACAACUAUCUACUGGGGCUUUGGGGAAAAAAAAGGAGGAGGAUUGGCAAUAGAUGUUAGCUCAGGGCUGAUCUUCCUCAAAAAAUAAAUAAAUAAAUAAGCCCAUGGACUCAGGAGAAAAUGCUCUUUCACUAGCAAUGACUGCAGAGAAGAUGAGUUUAUGUGUGUCACUGGGCAGCUCUGUCCCACAUAAAUCAUCAGCUCUGUGACCCUGAUUCUCAAGCUGGAGCCAUUGAUGUAGUGGAGCCUCGAUGUAGUGAGGACAGGAUGUUUGUGUCUCAGUCCCACUUCCCUCAUUUUGUUCUGUGGUUGUGGUGCUUUGCUGACUUAACGCGGCCACAGCCGUGGAAGCGGGCUCACAGAGCUGUGUCAGUCUUGCGUGAGUGUGAGGAAGGUGGCAGAGGCAGUAAGUGCUGUGCUGAAACUGGGUUGGUGAGGGCGACAAGGUAGAGAGUGUGAAUGCCUGUGUCUGGAGUACUGAGGUCCGGUCUUUCAGACAAGUUCUCCAAGUUGGGAAUGGGGCUGAUCUGGGGCUUCAGCCUAGGACCUCAAGCCUCACUGGAGAGAUCCCAAGGAUGAUUUUAGGAAUGCGAAGUCCUCACACACAGGGUCUGCUGGACCAUGGCUCAAGGAGCCAGAUUCUCAGGCAGUCUAGCUGUUCCCUCUGGUACCAUUUUGGGGGAUUACUCCAGAGAGCCCUAGCCAGAGCCAUGUUCUCCUGAAAUGGGGGCUUUCUGUAAGUGGUGAAAAGUAUAAACCUCAUAUCUUAGGUGUUUUCUGGUUAGUUGCCCUCUUUUCUGACACUACUGCUAGUCCCUCCCUCUCCAGAGCCUGGAGAGACAUCUGGGACCAGAGAAAACAAAAGUUCCAAGAUGUUGGCUAGAGCUGACUCAGUGAUUUAUGAAUAUUUCACAUUACUAUGCUUUUUCUGCUAAAUUAUUCAAAAAGCCGU